CCGGCGAUUCUGUUGCAUUCAGUAUUUGUACGCGUACCGGCGUACGUACACCGUAAGUGCACAGGAAAUUGUCAUUUUUCACAAUGCUCAAAAUAAUAUCACCACAAGGUGCGUACUACGUACCGCAUUGAAACCGUUGCUGUGUUUGCUACACUGAUGGAUACCGAAUCAAUAUCAAUAAUCUGUAAGAUUUACACCGGAAGCGAAGCAACUGAAGAAGUUUUGCGGGCAACAGGCAGAUUUUAACCGGAAGACCGCAAUUUCCCACGGAAUUAAGGCAAUAUGAUUGUGUCAAUACUCCUGGCUGCCUUGGCAUUACUGAGCUUUCUGGACCCGUUGUCAUCGCAGGAUUCCAGCUCGGGCACCCAGUUCCCCAGUUUCCCCAGUGGUGCUGGCACGAAAUGCAGCGGAUCCGGAUGCCAGGUGACCGGCAGUGCGGCCUCGUCCGGGACGCCCGGAUCGCAGAACGGGUUCAGCCCGGCGGACACGGCCAACUCCAUCCGGCGCAUCCAGGAGGGCAUGGGCGCCAACAUCAACAAUCUUUUCGGCCCGGCACCGGCCGCCGUGUCCGUGCAACGUCCACAGCCCAGUCCGUCCGGCGGCGAAGUGCCCCGCGUGAUCCAGAUCACCGACCAGGGAUCCGGAAAUCGCAGUCCCACCGUCGCGUCCGCGUCAACGACAUCCGCCGGUUUCUUGCUCUUGACAUUUGCUUUCUUUGCUUGUCUGCUGUGAGCAGAAUCUCCAUAAUCAAAAUACCGACUUAAGAAUACGGUUAAAAAGUGUUUAUCUUUUAACUUGUUCGGUAAAAGCGUUCGCUUUGGAUUGCUACGAUACUAAUGACGCUCAUGAUAUGAAAAUUAUUAUUAAGCUAGUUUCUCUUAGUUCCUGAUUUGCUCCUUCGAUUUUUAUUGCUUAUACAACAUGAAGUCGAUGUUUUUACCCGAACUCUCGCUUUUUCCGGUGUGUAUAAAAAUUCAUCAUUUA
This is a messenger RNA of Paramacrobiotus metropolitanus, 984 nucleotides long. RefSeq lists its product as uncharacterized. The transcript is spliced from 4 exons. Bases 283 to 732 code for a protein of 149 amino acids. NCBI's taxonomy places the organism in Eukaryota, Metazoa, Tardigrada, Eutardigrada, Parachela, Macrobiotidae. The record is from RefSeq and is a predicted model, not a curated record.